AUGUGCAGCAUCCACUCCAACCACUCCCUCGUUGCCAUGAGCGGGAACGACAUGAUGGCGCACUCUCUGACUCUGGAACAGAAGACGGCGUUCGCCUUUGUGGGGAUGCUGAUGGUCUUCCUGGGGCUUCUCAUCGUCAGGUGUUUCAGGAUCCUGUUGGACCCGUACAGCAGUAUGCCCUCCUCCAACUGGGCGGACGGAAUAGAGGGCCUAGAGAAGGGGACGUUCGAGUACGCCCUCACCUAACACGGAACGAAACACGAAACACGCACACACAACACGCACAUACACCCAUGACGGCGCAAAGCUGCUGCACCAGGCACGUGUACAUGAUUACAAUCUCACUGUACUGUACUGAACAGAGGAUGGAGCCUUGACUGUGCAGAGUGUGUGUGUGUGUGUGUGUG
Hypomesus transpacificus is the source of this 407-nucleotide messenger RNA. It is a transcript of the gene ctxn2, whose product is annotated as cortexin 2. The record is from RefSeq and is a predicted model, not a curated record. The transcript has a single exon. Bases 1 to 246 code for a protein of 81 amino acids. NCBI's taxonomy places the organism in Eukaryota, Metazoa, Chordata, Actinopteri, Osmeriformes, Osmeridae.